Molecule: messenger RNA, 924 nt
Organism: Chaetura pelagica (chimney swift)
Lineage: Eukaryota; Metazoa; Chordata; Aves; Apodiformes; Apodidae
Gene: R3HDM4
Product: R3H domain containing 4
Exons: 8
Coding region: 1-924 (307 amino acids)
Molecular function (GO): nucleic acid binding
Source: RefSeq, a predicted model, not a curated record
AUGAGCCCCCCUCCCGCCACCCCCGGGAGGGUCCGGAUCCUGCCGGCACUGAUCAAAGGGAUCAAUGGGGCCAUGCCGAUAGGAGGGACAGGGAACUGCCGGAAAGCCAUAAACUCCCCAGUUCCCCUGGAAACCUCACCCAGCCCCGGCAAGCCCCCCAGAGAAGGGGCUGGAGCCACUGACACCACAGCCAGGAGGAUCGAGGACUGCCUGCCCCCGCUGGAGGACUCCCCGACCAAGAGGUUCUCCCCCUCCAAGCGCAAGCAGUACUACAUCAACAAGGCCAUCCGCAACUCGGACCUCAUCCCCAGGGCCAAGGGCCGCAAGAGCCUGCAGAGGCUGGAGAACACUCGCUUCCUGAUGACGCUGCUGGAGCGAGAUGAAUGUGGGAGCGACGAGGGUGAGCUCGACCGCUCUGCUCCCCCGAGCAUCUUCACUGAGGCCUGUAACAACGAGACCUACGUGGAGAUCUGGAAUGACUUCAUGAACCGGUCGGGAGAAGAGCAGGAGCGAGUCCUGCUCUACUUGGAGGAGGAAGCUGGGAAGAAGCACAGGAGGAAGCUGCCCGGCAAGAGCGAGGACAAGUGGAAAGAGCACCCUGCUGACACCCCCCAGGAGUGUUUCCAGCGCAUCAGCCGCCGCCUCCGCGCCACCCUGAAGCGGGGCCGGAUCCCCAUGGGGACACUGGAAGGCCUGGAGGAGGAGCUGCUGGCCUUCUUCUCGGUCACCCCUCACUCCGUCUACACCGCGCUGAUGGACAACAGCUUUGAGCGGCUCCUGCUCCACGCGCUCUGCCAGUACAUGGACCUCGUCUCUGCCAGUUCCAACAUCGAAGGGAAACGUCAAAUGAAAGUGAGCAACAAACACCACGUCUUUCUGCCCCCCGAGCUCCUGCUCUCAGACUACCUGGGGCAGAUGAGCUGA